GUCCCGUUAAUCCGUUAUCAAACUUUAAACCCUUUCUGCUUUGCAUCAAAUUCCUGCUCCAGCGCCGUCGUUCGUUCCCAACAAUCCUGCGCUGUCGUCCUCUUCCUUGCUCGCUCCUCCAGUUUCCAUUCCAAUACACGCCACCUACAUAAUCACCAUCAUAUUUCGGCUUCGCUAAGCAAGGCACAAUGGAGAGUCUCAAUCAUUUAAAUCUCCCAGUGCCAGUUCUACUCCCAGUCCCUGCCACUCGCUAUUGCCUUACAGCCUCCCUUGCCUGCUGAUACCGCGAUAAGAACAAGUAGACCAAAACACCAAGUAAAAUGGAUACUGGCCUGAGUGGAGAUUCUAUGGAAAAGCUUAAGGGGGUAAGAAUUGCUCCUCUUGAUGAUGACGACGACGAUUUUGAAGGACAAGAAAAUGAAGAAGUACAAGAACCAACUUUUGAAGAAGAAGAAGAAGAUGAUGACGAUGAGGAAGAAGAAGAACCAGUAACCCUUGGUUUUGUUGAGAAGCCUAAGCACUCCUGGUCUCUUCUCCGCCAAUUAUUUCCUAGCAAAGCUGGUGGUGUACCGGCAUGGCUGGAUCCAGUUAAUUUACCAUCUGGAAGAUCCUGUGCUUGUGACACAUGUGGAAAUCCUCUGCAAUUUUUGCUUCAGGUAUAUGCACCAAUAUCAGAGAAGGAAUCAACAUUUCAUCGAACAUUAUUUGUAUUUAUGUGCCCCAAAAUGUCAUGUCUUCGUCGUGAUCAACAUGAACAAUGGAAGUGUAGGUUAAAGAACUCAUCUCGAAGAAGUGUGAAGGUCUUUCGUUGUCAAUUGCCUCACCUUAAUCCUUUUUACUCAAGUGAGGCCCCAAAACUCGAUGGAACUGACAUACCUUCUGGAUCUGGAGUUGCACUUUGUAAUUGGUGUGGUACCUGGAAAGGAGAUCAAUUUUGUAUUAGUUGCAAGAAAGCACGUUACUGCUUGCAACAACAUCAGGCUAUGCACCGUAAAAUUAAUUGUCAGCAACUGAGUCUUUCUUCUCAAUUACAUAACUCUAGCUCCAGUGGUGGUGAAACCACUUCAAUGGAGAUAAUUAAAGCUACUAGCAAUGCUCUUUGGCCAGAGUACGAGAUACUAAAUGAGGAUGAAAGUGAAUUGGAUGCUGAAAUGUCUGAUGAUAAUGCAUAUGAUAAGUUGUUGAUAUCACAGAAGAGAACUGAUGACUCAAUGAUGUCAUUAGUAGACUGUUUCAAGGGGGAUAGCGACAGAAAAUGUUGGGCUUCUUUCCAAGAGCGUAUAGCCAAAGCCCCAGAACAAGUGUUGAGGUUGUGGGGUGCACAAACUCAAAGAUCAUUACAAAAUUUUGAAAUUGGCGGCAACCGUGAGCAGAUGCCGGAACCAAUCAUUCGUGCCUUCGGAAUUCUUAAGAAGUGUGCUGCCAAGGUGAACAUGGACUACGGACUUGAUCCAUCCAUAGGGAAGGCUAUAAUGCAAGCUGCUCAAGAGGUGGCUGAAGGGAAGCUAAGUGAUCAUUUCCCACUUGUUGUAUGGCAGACCGGCAGUGGCACUCAGAGUAACAUGAAUGCCAAUGAGGUUAUUGCCAAUAGAGCAGCUGAGAUUCUUGGACAUAAGCGUGGUGAAAAGUUUGUACAUCCAAAUGACCAUGUGAACAGAUCACAGUCUUCUAAUGAUACCUUCCCAACUGUAAUGCACAUUGCAGCUGCAACGGAAAUAAAUUCAAGACUAAUACCAAAUUUGAGAAAUUUGCACACUGCACUACAUUCAAAGUCUACUGAAUUCAAAGAUAUCGUCAAAAUUGGGCGUACACACACUCAAGAUGCAACACCUUUAACUCUCGGGCAAGAGUUUAGUGGCUAUACCACACAAGUAAAAUAUGGAAUUGAUCGGAUAUUGUGUACUCUACCCCGCAUGUAUCAGCUUGCACAAGGUGGAACGGCUGUUGGAACUGGUUUGAACACAAAGAAGGGAUUUGAUGUCAAAAUAGCUGCGGCAGUGGCUGAGGAAACAAGACUGCCAUUUGUGACAGCAGAAAACAAGUUUGAAGCUUUGGCUGCCCAUGAUGCCUUCGUUGAAAGUAGUGGAGCCCUUAACACAAUAGCUACCUCUCUAAUGAAGAUUGCAAAUGACGUACGUUUAUUAGGAAGUGGUCCUCGAUGUGGCCUUGGUGAACUCAUACUUCCAGAAAAUGAACCAGGCAGCAGUAUUAUGCCAGGAAAGGUUAAUCCUACUCAGUGUGAGGCGCUUACUAUGGUCUGUGCUCAGGUUAUGGGAAAUCAUGUGGCCAUUACAGUGGGUGGAUCAAAUGGCCAUUUUGAGUUAAAUGUUUUCAAGCCUAUGAUUGCUAGUAAUCUCUUGCAUUCUGUGAGAUUGCUCGGGGAUGCAUCUGCUUCCUUUGAGAAGAACUGUGUGAGGGGAAUUCAAGCUAAUAGGGAAAGAAUUUCAAAAUUACUCCAUGAGUCGCUAAUGCUUGUCACAUCGUUGAAUCCUAAAAUUGGUUAUGAUAAUGCAGCAGCAGUUGCCAAGCUAGCUCAUAAAGAAGGCAGUACCCUAAAGGAAGCUGCAUUGAAACUUCAAGUGCUUACCAGUGAAGAAUUUGAUAGCCUUGUGGUGCCUGAAAAAAUGAUUGGCCCAUCCAACUGAUGACGGUUUUCUGAGACCCCAGCUUCACCUGUCAAGGGUAUUCAUUGUGGUUCUUGCAACAUGUUAAAUAACUAGAUAGGGAAUAAUGGUGAGUGGUGAUUUUACUUCGAUACAACUAAACAUAUUCUUGGAGGUUUUCCCACGAGCUAGCUAGCUGGCAAAGUUUCUUUUAUUUGUCGGAUUAGGAACAUCAGCUAUUUAUGGGUUUAAUAAUGGAAUGCCUCCCUCAUUUUGUAAGGUAGGUUCACCAUACUCGAGAAAAUUACAUGCGGCAAUGAAGAACGUUAUUCUUUCAUCAGUAGCAUUUUUAAAGAUGUGGAUUGUCUAGUAACACUUUGCUAAUGUUAUAUUCAAGUCUAUAUUUUGUCA
This is a messenger RNA of Manihot esculenta (cassava), 3014 nucleotides long. Its product is annotated as fumarate hydratase 1, mitochondrial. Lineage: Eukaryota; Viridiplantae; Streptophyta; Magnoliopsida; Malpighiales; Euphorbiaceae. The transcript has 25 exons. Gene Ontology annotation, cellular component: cytoplasm; mitochondrion; tricarboxylic acid cycle heteromeric enzyme complex. Gene Ontology annotation, molecular function: fumarate hydratase activity. Gene Ontology annotation, biological process: fumarate metabolic process; malate metabolic process; tricarboxylic acid cycle. The coding region runs from base 321 to 2645 and encodes 774 amino acids. The record is from RefSeq and is a predicted model, not a curated record.